UGAGACAAAAGACUGAGGUAGGCAGGGGCCCAGAGGCUCGUGAGGUCUGCUCCAGGCUUUAUUUCCUGGUUCUUGCUGUGCUCUGGGCCCAAACCAUCCAUGGGGGAUGCAAGACACAGCCCACAGGGUAUGAAAGCAGAGUUCCCUGCCGGAGAGCAUGCAAACACCUCGGCCUGAUCCGGUUCCACAGAAGGAGAGCAGGUGUGAGGCUUUGCUCUGUGAAGCGGGACACCUCCCAUCUUGCUGUAGACCCAUUUGAGCCCAGGACACCCUGACGCACCCCACUCACCACAGCAGCAGUGAUGGGUCAGGACAUGGAGGAAUGGAAGCAAGAGUUUCAGACAUUAAUUCAGGAGGUAAAACCAGGGCACAGAUGGACCCUGACACCAGACAAAUACCUUCUUCCCGACAACCUGAAGCCUGGGUGGAUACAAUACCAGCAGCAUACCUUCGCCAGGUUCCAGUGUUCCUUGUGCUUGCGAAGCUGGGCCUCUGCCCAUGUGCAGGUCCUUUUCCACAUGCACAGGAGUGAGGGGGACUCCAGGGGCGAGGUGAAGAUGAGGGUCUUUGCCCAGAGAUGUCAGAAGUGUUCCCAGCCUCCCUUUGAGGCCCCACAGUUCAUGAAAGAGAACAUCUCGCGGAUCCUGAACAACCUGGUAUUGCGCAUUUUGAAGAAAUGCUACAAAGAAGGAUUUAAGUUGGUGGAGAUUCCCACAAUCAAGGAAGUCUCUCUUGAAGGACCACAUGAUAGUCACAACUGUGAGGCGUGUCUGCAGGGCUUCUGUGCCGAGAGUAGGUCAGGCCCAGUCAGCCCAAUAGUACAGCCCCCAGUGUCCCCACUGCUUCCCCAAAUAAGCUCACAGCCUGGGAGGGUCACCUCCCAAAAGCCUUUUCCCACAAGGAGUAGCCCCAGCCCCAUCGUGGAUACAGUAAAGAAAGAAAAGAGGCUACCCAGUCCCCAGCUUUCUGGGCCCACUCAGGCUGUGAGCUACCCCACUUACUGGAUCCCAGAAGCAAACACCGGACACGAUGUAGCACCCCCCUCCCAGGAGCUGUCCUCUCCCCACAUGGCCCAGAAUCCCACACACAUGAGUUUGUACCUGUGCCGCCGUGUUCCCAUCCCCGCUGUCAUCAUCAUCAUCAUCAUUGUCGCUGUCUUUCUAACCAAGAAAUCUUGGUUAGAAAGCUGAGCCUCCAAGACAAUCACACAGGAGCGUGUGUUGUAUUAUCCCACUGACAGGAAAUGUUCAAAAUAGGUCAAUCCAGAGACAGGAAGUAGAUUGGAGGCUACGGGAGGGGGUGAAAGGGGAGCAAUGACUUUCUAUGCAGGCUUUGGGGAAGUGUGAUUACAGUGUUUGGGACAAGGCAGAGGUGGUGGCUGCAUUGUGAAGGCACCAAAUGCCACUGAAGGAUCCACUGUGAGAGGUUCAGCUUAUGUUAUGUGAGUUUCACCUCAAUUAAAAAAAAAAAAUAAACACAAGAAAUUU
This is a messenger RNA of Talpa occidentalis (Iberian mole), 1487 nucleotides long. It is a transcript of the gene RTP3, whose product is annotated as receptor transporter protein 3. Lineage: Eukaryota; Metazoa; Chordata; Mammalia; Eulipotyphla; Talpidae. The record is from RefSeq and is a predicted model, not a curated record. Gene Ontology annotation, biological process: protein insertion into membrane; protein targeting to membrane; detection of chemical stimulus involved in sensory perception of bitter taste. The transcript is spliced from 3 exons. Gene Ontology annotation, molecular function: olfactory receptor binding. Bases 303 to 1190 code for a protein of 295 amino acids. Gene Ontology annotation, cellular component: cytoplasm.